Molecule: messenger RNA, 267 nt
Organism: Lathyrus sativus (Indian pea)
Lineage: Eukaryota; Viridiplantae; Streptophyta; Magnoliopsida; Fabales; Fabaceae
Source: the annotation of a GenBank genome assembly
AUGGCCUUGAGGAGAUUCUACAACGAAAUCAAGGGAAAGAAGGUAACCGAGAUCCCUAAACACGUGAAACCCAUGUUUUCCCUCGGUUACCUCAAGGAUUCCGUCAAGAGAGGUUUGGACAAUUACAGCGAGAAGUACAUCGAGACGGAUUCAAUUCAGCCUUUGCUCCAUGUCCUUUACGGUGGUAUGAUAUUCUCAUACCUCGUCGCCCUUCCUAACGAGCGUCGCCAUCUCGCUCACAAAGAGCAUGCUGAAUCUCAUCACUGA